This is a messenger RNA of Necator americanus (New World hookworm), 459 nucleotides long. RefSeq lists its product as uncharacterized. The transcript is spliced from 6 exons. Bases 1 to 459 code for a protein of 152 amino acids. Lineage: Eukaryota; Metazoa; Nematoda; Chromadorea; Rhabditida; Ancylostomatidae. The record is from RefSeq and is a predicted model, not a curated record.
AUGUUCAUGAGCGUCCUAGAUCGUAGAUCAAAAGCCUCGUCAAUAGGAAACCGAAUGUUCCCGAAGCCAAAGCAGUCAUAUCGACGUUCAUACCGUUGUGGUGCGGUGUUCGACGCGCCAGAGGUGCAACGUCGAGUUUUCUGUUCAAGCACUCUAGCACCUCAUACCUUAAAUAGAAGCGCCAACCUCUUUGCAAAUUGGCAGUUUCUCGCGAUCCAUGAUGAUGGAUCAGUGAUUUUGAAAACUCGAGUGAAUUUUACCUGCGAAGGCCUCAACCUAUAUCUUAUCUUCUUUGUGAUUGAUUCAGACGUUGAAAGCGCCUCACUUUCUGCAAUCACACUCACGAGUUGGCGGAAAAACUCCUUCGUUUCGUUCAGGUACUUUCAAGAAACACCCGCUGGUGCUCCUACAUUGGGCCGGUGUGAGUUUAUUGGUUCUCUUCAAGCCUUGUCCCUCUGA